CUAAAAUGGAGGCAAAUAUUGAAAAGAAGAGAAUUAAGAGAUGUACAGUGAAUGGACCUGUAGAGACAGAGAAGGAUAGAGAGUCUUAUGUAGAAGAGGUGAGGAGGAAGAGGAAGAAGAGGCAGAUGAAGCAGAGGAGGAAGCAGAUGCUGGAAAUUGCUGGGAUGUUGGAAGGUAGGGAUUUGGGUGGUGAGAGGGGGAGGAAUGUUAGAGGGUUUGGGAAGGUGUAUGGGAAGUUGAGAGAGAUGGAUGCAAGUGAUUUAGAUGAUAUUAAGGAUAUUGAGAUUUAUCUUACAUUGUUAGGUAAGUUUACACUAAAUUUCUCGAAAGAAAAAAGAAGCUUCAAAAAGCUUUUUGUUGACAUAAAAUACAUAGACCUGAUCUCCUGUUUCGAGAGUAUUCUAGCCUCAAUCCCCAGUUCAAAGUACCCAAAAGAAUUCUGUUCAAUAUUUUGAAAAAUAGUGGACACCUUCAAAAUAUUCGUGUGCAAAGAGCACCAAGGAAUUAGCAACGAUUUCUUUGUAGAACAGUAUUAUCCCAAUAGGCAUAGAACUUUGGAACUGUGCUGUGAAGGGCUUAAGCAGGAGUAAUUAGU
This is a messenger RNA of Moneuplotes crassus, 595 nucleotides long. The record is from the annotation of a GenBank genome assembly. NCBI's taxonomy places the organism in Eukaryota, Ciliophora, Spirotrichea, Euplotida, Euplotidae.